CAUGGCCAAUGACCAAACCACGAUAAGAGAGCUGCUCACAACGUACAAACCGCUGAUUGACUGCACCGCUUCUGGCAUAGGACCUACGACGAGCACCAAGUGGCCAAACCUUGGAAACAUCAAGAUCUGGGAAGACUUCACUCUGGCCAUUAUCGACCGUGAUUUCGGCUUCGCCCUCGAUGAUCCUUUCACGAUCAUGAACCCUCGUCCAGCUGGAUUUCCACUGCCAGUCGGACAUCAGAUCAACUCCCUAGCCGACCUCAACGCUUUGUUCAAGCGAAACGUAGACAUGCUGGAUGAAACCCUUGUUCAUGCCCGAAUGAUCUUGGACCUCCACUUUGACAAGCCGUGUGCGAGUGACUAUGCGACUGCUCAGGGUUAUGCUAAGUUCCUUACAAUCAGGUCAAACAUGGCAUUGCAACACGCCAUAUGGCUUGAACACCAACCCAUCCUAAACAUCCUAGCCGGCCUCGGAAAGACCAGCAAGCAGUGGUGUGGGAGUGCGCUACAAAACAACAUUAGAAACAAUGACGAGCCCUCGCAGCCACUCCUUUGGCCGGUGCGCCAGCUAGCCAAUAUUUGCAACAAGGCGAAUACACGGUUUGGAUAUAUUCAGACCGACAAGGAGCUAGUCGUGUUUGAAUUCACCCUACGCGCCGACGAGAAGUAUGAUGUGCGUUUCAUGCCAAUAAUGUGGUCGACCUUCGAUGGUCUGACAACAGACCUUGCACUCCUUUGCCUCUGCCUCAUCUCAAUGCACGUUGUCUUCCGAUUGAUGCCCUGGCGACUAAGAUGCUAA
This is a messenger RNA of Exophiala oligosperma, 799 nucleotides long. RefSeq lists its product as uncharacterized. The transcript has a single exon. NCBI's taxonomy places the organism in Eukaryota, Fungi, Ascomycota, Eurotiomycetes, Chaetothyriales, Herpotrichiellaceae. The record is from RefSeq and is a predicted model, not a curated record. The annotation marks the transcript as partial.